Trichoderma asperellum CBS 433.97 is the source of this 1313-nucleotide messenger RNA. Lineage: Eukaryota; Fungi; Ascomycota; Sordariomycetes; Hypocreales; Hypocreaceae. The record is from RefSeq and is a predicted model, not a curated record.
CUACUGCCAUCACCCGAGUAUAAUAGAUAUACCUACUACAGCAGGUAGUCAACUGGUCCCUAAAAAGGCAUUGCUGCUUGGCUGCGAGGCAGGCCGAUAGGAGCAUGACGACGACGACGACGAAGCAUGCUUAUACAAGUACACACUUCUGCUUUGGUUGGGCUCUCGGGUUGCCGUGUCGCUUUGUUUGCGUACAGCAUGAUUUGCUUCCUCGGCUGCCCGUCCUCUGGAUUCCUUCGUAUCAGUGCAGGGCAGCGACAACCGCGCAGGCUAUGAGUUCCAGACCAAUGAGUGCAAUGGCGUGGCGUGCCGAAUGCAAUCCCGGUAAUGCAAAUCGUGCAUGCGGCAAUUUCGCACAAAGCCUGCUAGUGAAUCAGGCCUCGGGAGACCAGCACCGUCAUGCCGUGUCUGUUGCAAGACUAAGCAUGGUCCAGACAAGUAAAGAUAGAGAGGGCAAAAAUGUGAGAGGUGAGCGAUGCUGGUCGUUGGGGCUUUGGCCAAACAGCCCGCAGCGGAGAAAUUGGGGGACCUUUUUUUUUUCCCCUGCUUGUCCAUACAGCAGCCGGCUCGGAAUUGAUGUGUAUCUUGUUCGUUUUGGGGGCCAAGAGCGCUAUCUGUCCAGCAGACACCACGCCGUGCUGUCCACUGCGUAUAGCGGCAUUAUCCAAGCGGCACCGAUCAUCUGCGCCGCCAGCGCCAGCACUCGCAAGCAGGCCAGUAGACCAGCAGGUGCUGUAACAAGCCGUACAUGUACUCCCACACUUCGGGCACUCCUCGCACCUAUUGCCCCGAGCGUCCAGGACGGCUUCAGCGAUAUCCGGGCAGACGCCACCAACAUCAUCCCUCCCCAGAGCUUUUCGCGACCAUCGCCCCAUCGCGUCGAUGCGAUGCUGACUCCUGGCUGGUGUUGGUACAGGCACAAGCACAAGCACAAGCACAAGCACGAGCACGAGCACGAGCACGAGCACGGUGCCACUCGCCCGCUGGCCAAUGCCGUGCACGCGUUCAUUGAGCGCCUACUGUUGUGCAACACUCCAAUAGCCCGACCUGUAUGCGUCGGGCUUUGCACGUGCAAGUACACUGAAGUUGAAAGGCUCGGUGAGAUUGGCUGGUAGAUACCGUGCUAAUAACUGAACCCAGAGUUGCACAGAACACCCAAAGGCAGACAGCACUGCGCUGCAAGGCGCUGGAUUGCAUUGCUACCCCGGUCAGCCCAUUCCAAGUACAGUCUACAGAGCACAGGCUUGAGCUUCCUUGGCCUCUGCCCCCCCCUUGCCAGCCUCUUUUGCAGGGAUCGAUCCAGUUCACACAGC